Gastrolobium bilobum is the source of this 2377-nucleotide messenger RNA. RefSeq names its product P-loop NTPase domain-containing protein LPA1 homolog 1-like. NCBI's taxonomy places the organism in Eukaryota, Viridiplantae, Streptophyta, Magnoliopsida, Fabales, Fabaceae. The coding region runs from base 1 to 2262 and encodes 753 amino acids. The record is from RefSeq and is a predicted model, not a curated record. The transcript is spliced from 7 exons.
AUGAUGGGUGAGGUUGGGAAGAUACUAUAUAUAGUGGUUGUCGACGAGGCUGAGAAGAAAGACAAAGACAAAGAAAAAGGCAAAGAGUCAUUUCGAUAUACGCGUCCUGUUCUACAGAGUACUCUUCAGCUUAUGGGAUGCAAAGCGCGACAUGCCGUCAAGAUCAGCCGAAGAGUUUUUGAACGCACAAGAAGCGAGAGUUCUAAUGAUAAUUUGCAGCCUGAUGUUGUGGGUUUAUCAGGUCCUGAUGUUCCCAAGGGAAAUUUUGUGAAGAAAGAUGGUCAUUAUGCUGGUGUUUACAUGGGUAAAGCAGACUUAGGCAACCAAUUACUUUUGGGGAAAGAUUAUAGAAGGAAGAGUGUACCAUUUGAGUUAUACAAAAGGCGAACAACUGCUUUCCUUAUGAGAGAAACUUUUCUAGAUAUUGUCUGUGAUGCUCUGGCUGAGUACAAGUAUGUGGGUCCCAACCAGAGAGCAGACUUGGUUCUAGCCUGCAGGAUCCGUGAACGGAAGGAGUCUGUGACAGUGCUGUUGUGCGGCACUAGUGGCUGUGGCAAAUCCACAUUGUCUGCUUUACUGGGUAGCAGGUUGGGAAUCACGACAGUGGUAUCAACUGAUUCUAUUAGGCACAUGAUGAGAAGUUUUGCUGAUGAGAAGGAAAACCCCUUGUUGUGGGCUUCUACCUACCAUGCAGGCGAGUGUUUGGAUCCCGUUGCUGUUGCAGAAGCAAAAGCCAGAAGAAAAGCAAAAAAGCUGGCUGGUGUGUCACGUUCACUUUCCAAGGAUGAUGUAACUGAGGGUCACAAUUCUAACAAACCUGAUUUACCGUCAUCGGAGACGGGCUCUGGUACUACUGAACUUCUGAGUCCUAAACAAAUGGCUAUUGAAGGAUUUAAGGCACAGAGUGAGAUGGUGAUUGACAGUCUUGAUAGGCUAAUCACUGCCUGGGAAGAGCGAAAAGAGUCCGUUGUUGUUGAGGGUGUUCACUUGAGCCUCAACUUUGUGAUGGGGCUCAUGAAGAAACAUCCGUCAAUCAUACCAUUCAUGAUAUACAUUACAAAUGAGGACAAGCAUUUGGAAAGAUUUGCUGUACGUGCAAAGUAUAUGACACUGGACCCAGCUAAAAACAAAUACGUAAAGUAUAUCCGAAACAUCAGAACAAUCCAGGAUUAUCUCUGUAAGCGUGCUGAAAAGCAUUUAGUCCCCAAAAUAAACAACACCAAUGUUGACAAGAGUGUAGCAGCCAUCCAUGCAACUGUCUUCAGCUGCCUUCGAAGGCGUGAAGUUGGGGAACAACUAUACGAUCCUAUUAGAAAUACUGUAACAGUUGUUUAUGAGGAAUAUAGAAAUCAAUGUGCAGCAAAUUCUUUGAGCUCAAAAGGAAUGUUUCAAUUGAUCCAGAGAAAAGGUUCUUCAAGGAAUCUGAUGGCUCUUGUUAAUACUGAUGGAUCUGUUGCAAAGGCUUGGCCUGUUAAUUUAGUUGACAGUAAUGGGAAGCCUAUAUGUGGCCAUGGACAAGAGAAUGGAAUUGGACAUCCAAUGUAUGGUCCCUUACGGAUUGGUAAGUCAGAACCUGUAAAUCUUCAGUUUGGUUUUUAUGGGAUCAGUGCUUGGCCUAGUGAUGGUGGCACUAGUCGUGCUGGAAGUGUUGAUGAGUCUAGAGCUGAUGGAACUGAUACCGGUAGUAGAUAUGUAUCCUCUUGCUGUAGCUCACCAAGGUUAUCGGAUUGCCCUGCGAAGGAGCUCAAGGAAGACUUCUCCGUGCAUGGUAGUGAUGAAGAGAUUGACGAUCACCCAGAGGUGGGCAGUGAUGAGGAUUUCAGUGAUGAUAAUGACAAACAUGUCCACGACGAGGUAGGAUCAGUUGAUGAGGAAUCAACAAAGUCUGAUGAAGAGUACGAAGAUCUUGCAAUGCAAGAUGUGAUGGAAAAUGGGUAUUGGUCAGAUGAUGAUGAUGAUGGGUUAAAGAGCAAGCCUGGUGGUGUUGCCGGUGAGCAAGGAACUAAAAUGCAUGGGAAUAAGUAUCGUAGAAACCUGGAUAUAUUCCUUAGAACUAGAAGUGAGCCAUUGCCAGUGGCAGGGGCAGGGGCAGUUCCAGAGCCCAUGUGCUCUUAUUCUUCUUUGCUUGCUGAAAAGACCGAGAAGAAACUAGCAUCAACCGGCAAAGCCAAAUUUAGAAAACGUUCUCUAAGUAUUCCCGCUUUGGGAAAACAGAGUUCAGCAAUCAAUGACCCCAUCCUUUCUGGUGCUCCUCAAAGGUAGCAACCACAUUGCUCUUUUAUCGUUAAGUCUUAACAACCAACCAGCAUUCUUUUUUUGGGCUUCUGAUUUACAUUAUCUUACGAUGUCUCAUGUGUAUAUAUAGUACAGCUUCCAA